Molecule: messenger RNA, 1191 nt
Organism: Cyphomyrmex costatus
Lineage: Eukaryota; Metazoa; Arthropoda; Insecta; Hymenoptera; Formicidae
Exons: 3
Coding region: 1-1191 (396 amino acids)
Source: RefSeq, a predicted model, not a curated record
AUGUUCCACAGUAUGAUUCAUCAGAAUGCUGCACUGCCAGAUGUUCAAAAGAUGCAGUAUUUGGUAUCGGCGCUAAAAGACGAGGCGUAUGACGUAAUUUCGUCACUCGAACCUUCCGCAGAAAAUUACAGGGAAGCGUGGCAAAUGCUCAAUGAGAGAUAUGACGAUCCUAGUUUGAUAAUCAGUAAGCAUGUAAAGGCGUUGUUUGAUCUUCCGCAUAUGAGUAAAGAUAAUCAUGUUGUCUUGAGAAAGCUUUUGGAUACGGUGGUAAAGCACAUACGAGCGCUUAAGGCGUUGAAGAGGCCAAUAGAGCAUUGGGACGACCUAAUGUUACAUAUAGUUACAACUCGAGCAUUGGAAGCAUCAUCAAGAGAUCAGCAUUCAAAGAUAUCGAGUGAAAAAUCAUCGCAAAAUAAAAAGAUUGCAGCACACGUAGUUACCACGAAGAACAGCUGUGCGUAUUGCCACCUGGAAAAUCAUAGUAUUUACAAAUGUAAAGAUUUCUUAGCGCUUCAGGUGGAUCAGCGAAUAAUGGACGCAAAGACUCGCAAGAUGUGCCUUAAUUGUUUGAAGAGCGCAUCACAUCAAGCCAAAGAUUGCUCAGCCGGUGAAUGUCGUACAAAGCCUAGCGAAUCUAACGAAGAAAAUUCGAAAACGGCUAGCAUAAGCUGUACAUCAGUGAAGGAAGCACAACAGGUUUUAUUAGCAACAGCGAUAAUCAAUGUGCAGGACGCUACAGGAAAAAUUAAAUCCGUCAGAGCCUUACUCGACAAUGGUUCACAGUCGUGCUUUAUUACAGGUAACUGUUGUAAGGAGAUGGGGCUUAAACUACAAUCAAUCAAUGUGCCGAUUUACGGAUUGGCUCAGCAGCAGACUCAAGUCAGAAAUUCAGCAAAAGUAACGAUACAAUCUAGAAUCACUGGGUUUAAGAGGACAUUAGAUUGCUUGGUGGUCGAGAAAAUUACCCAGGAUCUACCUUGCAGUAUGGUGGAUAGAGCGGGCUUACACAUUCCGAAGAACAUUCCACUUGCGGACCCGCAAUUCGAUAAACCGUCGAGCAUCGACAUGCUGCUAAGAGCGGAAAUUUUUUUUGAGCUAUUGGUCGUCGGAACGAUUAAAUCAGUAAAAAAACCAGCCAACGUGGCAGAACACUCUCUUGGGGAUCAUUUCAGGAAAUUGCACCAGUGCUAG